Messenger RNA from Gastrolobium bilobum, 2600 nucleotides. Its product is annotated as xyloglucan glycosyltransferase 4. Gene Ontology annotation, cellular component: Golgi apparatus. The record is from RefSeq and is a predicted model, not a curated record. The transcript has 4 exons. The coding region runs from base 296 to 2284 and encodes 662 amino acids. Gene Ontology annotation, molecular function: glycosyltransferase activity. Lineage: Eukaryota; Viridiplantae; Streptophyta; Magnoliopsida; Fabales; Fabaceae.
AAGUGCUAAACUUAAUCUCAGAAUUCCAUCAGAAAAUUCUGGGAUGUUGCUUUGAUUCAGAUUUGAAAGCCUCACUAAACAGGAAAAACUCUCAUAUGGGAAUGACCCUUUUGAGUUUAUGUUUCUCAUUCCUUCAUACAUUCAUGAUGUUGAGGAAGAAUCUCUAAUUAGCUCCCAUUGAUUGCUAUUGGUGAACCCAUCAAACCCUCUUCCCAAAAUUUUAAUCUUUUUUUUCUUUCCUGUGAACUUGAAUUCCUAGGAAAAAAAAAAAAAAACCAUAAAGAGAGAGAAAGUGAUGGCACCCAAUUCAUUUCCUGUGACAACUGAGAAGACUAACGACUUCACCUUGUUACAAUUUCAUGAUUCGGAUUCUCCCAUGUUUCCCGAGAAGCAAAAAGCUGCGAGUCCCAAACAGUUUACGUGGGUUCUGCUCCUUAAACUUCACAGAGUUCUGACCUGCUUGUCGGGUUUGACCACAGGUUUCAAAUCCACUUUUGCUUUGGUCAAGAAACGCAUUUCAUUGUCUGAUAUAAGCGAUGAGGGUCCUAAGAAUAGAGGAAGGUUAUACAGGUUCAUCAAGGUUUUUCUUGCUCUUUCAAUUGGUGGUUUGGCUGUAGAAAUCAUUGCUCAUUUCAAUAAAUGGAAUUUGCAUAUGAUCCCAUCAUGGGAGGUUCAGGGUCUUCUUCAAUCGUCCUAUGUGUCUUGGCUUUCUUUCAGAGAAGAUUAUGUUGCUCCUUUAGUCUUGUUUGUUUCAAAGUUCUGUAUUGUGCUCUUCUUGAUUCAAUCUCUGGAUCGCCUUGUUCUUUGCCUUGGGUGCUUCUGGAUCAAGUAUAAGAAGCUGAAGCCUACCAUUGAAGCAGAUGCAUAUGACAUUGAAGAUCCUUCAAGCUUCCCAAUGGUCCUUGUUCAGAUUCCCAUGUGCAAUGAAAGAGAGGUUUAUUCACAAUCCAUUGGUGCUGCUUGUCAACUUGAUUGGCCAAAAGACAGAAUACUAAUUCAAGUCCUAGAUGAUUCAGAUGAUGCCAAUUUACAGCUCCUCAUCCAAGAUGAGGUUUCCUCUUGGAAAGAGAAAGGGGUCAACAUUGUGUACAGGCACAGAUUGAUCAGAACUGGGUAUAAAGCUGGAAAUCUUAAGUCAGCCAUGUCAUGUGACUAUGUCAAAGACUAUGAAUUUGUAGCAAUAUUUGAUGCAGAUUUCCAGCCCAAUCCUGAUUACCUCAAACUAACAGUUCCCCAUUUCAAGGGAAAACCUGACUUGGGUUUGGUUCAGGCUAGAUGGUCCUUUGUGAACAAGGAUGAGAAUUUGCUUACAAGGCUCCAGAAUAUCAACUUGUGCUUUCACUUUGAAGUGGAACAACAAGUUAAUGGUCAUUUCCUGAAUUUCUUUGGAUUCAAUGGAACAGCAGGUGUUUGGAGGAUAAAGGCUUUGGAGGAUUCAGGGGGAUGGUUGGAGAGGACCACAGUUGAGGACAUGGACAUAGCAGUUCGAGCUCACUUGAAUGGUUGGAAGUUCAUCUUCCUUAAUGAUGUCAAAGUUCUAUGUGAAUUACCAGAGUCUUAUGAAGCUUAUAAGAAACAACAACAUCGCUGGCAUUCUGGUCCAAUGCAGCUUUUCCGCCUAUGUCUUCCUUCUAUAAUAACUUCCAAGAUGUCAGCAUGGAAGAAAGCUAACCUGAUAUUGUUGUUCUUCCUUUUGAGGAAACUUAUACUUCCAUUUUACUCAUUCACCUUGUUCUGCAUCAUACUACCCUUGACUAUGUUCAUACCUGAGUCUGAACUACCCCUUUGGGUGAUAUGUUAUGUCCCCAUUUUCAUGUCUUUCUUGAACAUUCUUCCAUCCCCAAAAUCUGUCCCUUUUCUUGUUCCUUAUCUCCUCUUUGAGAACACCAUGUCUGUUACAAAGUUCAAUGCCAUGGUUUCUGGACUGUUUCAACUAGGAAGUGCUUAUGAAUGGGUGGUGACAAAGAAGACAGGGAGAUCAUCUGAGUCAGAUUUAUUAGCCCUGGCUGAGAGAGAAUCAAAGUCUUCAAGUGAAGAUAAAAUUCUCAGAAGGCACUCAGAGUCUGGUUUGGAAUUAUUAGGCAAACUUAAGCAAAUAGAAGUACCUUCCAAGAAGAAGAGAAACAAGCUCUAUAGGAAGGAGCUAGCACUUGCAUUUCUUUUGCUCACAGCAUCUGCAAGAAGUCUUCUAUCAGCACAUGGUGUUCAUUUCUAUUUUUUGCUCUUCCAAGGAUUGGCAUUUCUCGUUAUGGGUUUGGACUUAAUUGGUGAGCAAGUGAACUGAAACAAGGCAUGGGAAUUGUUUUUACUUGUUUUUGACACCAAUACUUGGUUCUGAGUCCAUAUUUCUGUUGAAGAUCAUGGAAGAUACAAUUGUUUGAAAGAGCUAUAUCAGAUUGCAAGAAACAAGAUAUAGAGUAAAUUUGAUUGUCUAGUCAUAAAAAUAUAAAGAAUAAUAAGCACUGAGGAUCCAUAGAUAAAAAUUGUAAUUUUUUUCUCUAUCCCAUUUUUUUGUAGACUUCAAAUUUAUCAGAGUGAUUUGUUGGCUUUUUGUUGAUUUUCACUUGUGUAAAGCUUUAGGACUAAGAAAACAUUGUUGG